CCUCUUUGAACUAGCGGCGUUAGAGAGGAACCCGCUCCCUGCUUCCUCGCAACCCAGGAGUCGCUCGCCCGAGUCUUAAGGAAGGAGAAAGGGAGACGGGACACUACUCUUCCGACGCUACUCCGACGGUCCCCCCAGCAUUGUUGGAUUUGCUGGCCUGAAGGAGCCUCCUUUUUUUUUGCAAAGCCCAGCAUGGAUUCUCCUCUAGUUCUGGACCCAGGGUCCCUGUCUUCCACCACUCAGACUGAUCUUCCAGUCCCACUGAAGAAGUUUUUUCAGGGUGAACCUCUGGCUCUGGGGAUCACACAGAUAUUCAUAGGAAUUGUAGGGAUUAUUUUUGGGAUCCUGUUAGAUGUAACCGAAGAUUAUUUCGUGAUAUAUAGUGCGAUAAAGAUGCCUUAUUGGAGUGGAAUCUUGUACAUCAUCUCUGGAUCCUUAGCUGUGGCAGCUGCUCGGAAUCCCAAGAUCCCUCUGGUGCAAGGCGCGCUGGCAAUGAAUGUGAUAAGUGCCAUAACUGCUGCUCUUGGCAUCAUGUUCCUGGUUAUCUCAAUCACAAGUUUCAUAUAUAAUUUCAUGUUUUUUUGCCAUACAGCUACAGAGCAAACUAAGGAAAUGUGUUUUGAAAAUUUCCAUAUCAUUCAAGGACUUUUGGCUGUCCUUACUGUGUUCACCAUCCUGGAGUUUUGCAUCGCCAUCUCUCUUGCGUCUUUUGGCUGUAAGAUGCUUUGCCGAAAUGCCUUCACUGAAACGGUUGUGGUCAUUUAUCAGAAUGCGACUCCUGCUAAUGCUGAGCAUCCACCCAUCGACUGCAAAGAGCCAGAAUCCCUCUGAGUUGCUUUCCCUUCAUAGCAGCUCUUCCGGACUGUAUUGGCACCUGCAAUAUUGAAGCCUGAAGCUUUUUAAGGAAUUGCAUGGAACUUUUUAUUCAGGGGAACAUAAAAAUCUUUAACGGGAUAAGCAAGGCACCAUGUUAAAUGGAAAUAUGAAUGUUCUUUGUUGCUGGUUAAAAUAUUUCUGUAUAUGAUGGUUGGCACCUGUACCAAGUUUUGUUUUGCUGUUAGAAAAUCACACAGUUGGUGGGUUUAUGG
Molecule: messenger RNA, 1088 nt
Organism: Thamnophis elegans (Western terrestrial garter snake)
Lineage: Eukaryota; Metazoa; Chordata; Lepidosauria; Squamata; Natricidae
Product: membrane-spanning 4-domains subfamily A member 4A-like
Exons: 7
Coding region: 193-831 (212 amino acids)
Cellular component (GO): membrane
Source: RefSeq, a predicted model, not a curated record